Molecule: messenger RNA, 374 nt
Organism: Desarmillaria tabescens
Lineage: Eukaryota; Fungi; Basidiomycota; Agaricomycetes; Agaricales; Physalacriaceae
Exons: 1
Coding region: 9-272 (87 amino acids)
Source: RefSeq, a predicted model, not a curated record
CACACGCUAUGAAAACGUCGGGGCUAGUACAUGGCCUCUUGGCAGUGUUAUUCAUGCCAUGUAUACAUUCUUUUCGGUGGCACCGAUACAAUGUACCAUUCUCCGAACGACUAGGAUUUCAAGAAACCAAAUUCGCGCGUCGACCGGUUUCGACGAACAAGAACCGAACGCCGUAUGCGCCUCCCGGGAAGCAUAAUAGAAUCCGUAUGCUGCCCGCGCAAUGCCUGUCUAAGCUUCACGGAUUGCUACUCUACUCACAGCGAGACGGCUGAGCGAUUAGAGCAUAAUUCUUGCUCCUCUCUUACAUCCAAAUUAACAGCUUAUUUCUCUCCCACCUUCUUAGGAUCACCGGCUAAUAAUAUACUUUACUCGUG